AUGUUGGGUGGUUUAGGAUUAACUAAAAUGCCAAAGGAAGAGGAUUGGAAGAAUGUCAAAGAGAUUUACUUGAUGCACAAUGAGUUAUCUAGUUUACCUGAGAAUCCAAGGUGCCCCAUGCUCUUAGCAUUGUUCCUUCAAGGAAACCACAAAUUGAGAACGAUCCCUCCCUCAUUUUUCGAUUACAUGCCUGCUCUCCAAAUCUUGAACUUAUCCAGGACUGGCAUCAGGUCUUUGCCGGAGUCCAUUUUCAGAUUAGUCAACCUCAAAAGACUAUUUUUAAGUUACUGUCAUCGUUUCAUGAGGUUGUCGCCCAAAGUUGGAGAGCUCAAGCAGCUUGAGGUUCUUGAUCUUGAAGGGACAGAUAUUAUGGAUUUACCUAAGGAGAUUAAGGAGCUAACUAAUCUCACAUGCUUGGAAGUUUCAUUUUAUGCAUAUCUGAGUAAUGUUAGGAGGGCCAUGCAAUCAGAUGUAGUGGUUCCUCGUGGCAUAAUUUCGGCACUGUCCCACUUAGAGGAGUUAAAUAUGAGUGUGAAUCCAGAUGACAAGCGAUGGAGUGCAUGUGUGGAAGCUAUUGUUACUGAAGUAUGUACCUUGCAGAAUUUGAACACUCUUAAAUUCUAUUUUCCAAGAGUGGAACUUGUGAGGCUCUUCCUAUUGAAUAGCCCAAUGUGGGUGCAUCCAUCACUGUCAAAUUUCAUAUUUACUGUUGGCCAUCAUGUCCAGCGCACUAUGUCUCGGCUCCCUCGCGAUGUUGAGUUUGAGUUGGAACGAUGGGAGAGAUGUUUGAAAUACAUAAAUGGUGAGGCUGUUCCUAAAGAGAUUAAAAAGGUACUCCAUUAUUCAACAGCAUUUUUAUUGGAACGGCAUGCAACUGUUAAGAAGCUAUCAGAUUUUGGUAUUGGAAAUAUGAAGCACCAAAAAUGUUGUGUUGUGGGGGAAUGUAAUGAGGUUGAAGUUAUUAUAGAUGCAACAGAUUCUCACGAAGAAGAUAGUGAAGCAGAUGCCCACGAAGAUGAUGAAGCAGAUGCUCACGAAGGAGAUAGUGAAGCAGAUGCUCACGAAGGAGAUAGUGAAGCAGACGAAGAAGACAGUGAAGCAGAUGCUCAUGAAAAAGAUGAUGAAGUAGAGGCUUACAGAGAAGAUGGUAGCAGUGGAAUUGUAUCUAAAACAUCUGGUGCUAAAAAAAUUGUUCUUGGAUCGCUUGAAUACCUCUACAUAUAUUAUAUGAAGAAUCUAAGGAGGAUAUGGAAGGGGCCAAUACAACCAAAGUGUUUAUCUCUUCUGAAGUCCUUGACAUUGCGCACAUGUCCCCAAUUGACCACUAUUUUCACAACAUGUUUACUUGAUAACCUCUGUAAUUUAGAAGAGCUUACAGUUGAAGAUUGCCCCUCCAUUAAAACUUUAGUAAGUUGCAAAAUUUCUGGUGAGCCUAAAACCUCUGUCUUUCUCCCGAAUUUGAAGAGGAUUUCGCUUCACUACAUGCCUGGAUUAAUUAGCAUCUCUAGUGGUUUACACAUUGCACCAAGAUUAGAAUGUCUGAGUUUUUAUAAUUGUCCAAAUCUUAAGCACCUGUUGAUUGAGGAAGUAUCCAGUAAAGAUUUAAAGAAGAUCAAGGGUGAGUGGAAUUGGUGGGUAGCACUGAAGUGGAGAUGCGGCCGUCCGAGUUACUUGGAUGACAUUUUUGUUCCAAUCAACAUAUGA
Molecule: messenger RNA, 1704 nt
Organism: Corylus avellana
Lineage: Eukaryota; Viridiplantae; Streptophyta; Magnoliopsida; Fagales; Betulaceae
Source: RefSeq, a predicted model, not a curated record